CAAUGAAGACAGAAGUGAAGAGGUAUAAAUUGAUAUGAACUGAAGCAUUUUAAUCAUAUCACACUUUGCCACCUCUUGGAUCAUUUCAGUCCGAAAAAAACUCAAAAUUAAUCAAUAUGUUCAAAUACACCGUUGUCAUCUUUGCUGUCAUCGCUUGCGCAGUUGCAAAGCCAGCACCAGGACUUCUUGCUGCACCACUCGCAUACUCUGCUCCAUUGGUAGCUGCCGCUCCAGGAGUUGUUACUGCCACUUCUAGCCAAGUGAUCGCAAGGAAUUACAAUGGAAUUGCAACUGCACCUGUUUACGCCGCUCCAAUUGCCAAAUAUGUUGCCGCUCCAGUUGCUGCUAAUCUAGCUGCUGCUCCACUUCCUUUGGCUGCUGCACCAUUGGCUGCUAAGUACGUAGCUUCACCUUAUGCUUCUCCAUUGGCCUACUCAGCUCCUUUGGCUGCUGCUCCUUUGGGAUAUGCUGCUUCAUACGGAUAUGCGUCUCCUUUGAGCUACUCGUAUGCUUCAGCUCCUCUUCUGUUGUAAGAAGGGAAAGAUGAUAACAAAAAUAAAUGAAUAUG
This is a messenger RNA of Episyrphus balteatus (marmalade hoverfly), 568 nucleotides long. Its product is annotated as cuticle protein 38-like. The transcript has 2 exons. NCBI's taxonomy places the organism in Eukaryota, Metazoa, Arthropoda, Insecta, Diptera, Syrphidae. The record is from RefSeq and is a predicted model, not a curated record. The coding region runs from base 117 to 533 and encodes 138 amino acids.